AUGGGUUUAAAUUCCAUAUCUGAAUAUUCUGUUAACAAUAUUUUAACUUACAUCGGUAUUACUUACUUCACUCAUAUUUUGCAACGCCACCAAAAUGAUGUGAAAAAGCCUUCAAAGUACACGAAAUUAAAAAGGAACGCUUCUACUAGCAUACUGCAUGACGUCAUAGCGGCAGUACUUGCACGUAGAAUAACGAACGUACCCUACAUAUAUGUACUAGGUGCAAUUGAUGGUAGUCACAUAAAAAUAGCAUCACCAAAAGAGAAUCCAGAAUGUUACAUAAACAGAAAAGGAUAUCAUUCGAUACAAUUACAGGUAAUAUGUGAUUCAAAUCUUAAAUUUCUUCACUGCUAUGUUGGACAAGUUGGCUCCGUACAUGAUAUGAGAGUCUUUCGACUAUUAGGUUUUCAGAAUAUGUGCACAGAGGAAAAUUUUCCUGAAAAUAGCCAUAUAUUGGGGGAUUCUGCUUAUGGAAUACAAAAAUACCUGAUCUGUCCAUUUAAAGACAAUGGUAACUUAACUCAAAAUAAAAAAAUAUUCAAUUAUCGCCAUUCCGCAACUAGAAUUGUAAUUGAAAAUGCUUUUGGGCUUUUGAAAGGGAGAUUUAGGAGACUAUGAUAUUUCAAAAAUGAUUUAAAGUUUGUAGUAAAAUGCAUAAUAGCUGCUGCUGUACUACACAAUAUUUGUUUGGAAAACCAGGACGAAUUUAGAUGUCGAUGAUAAUAAUGAUGAGGAUAAU
This is a messenger RNA of Ooceraea biroi (clonal raider ant), 739 nucleotides long. Its product is annotated as putative nuclease HARBI1. The record is from RefSeq and is a predicted model, not a curated record. NCBI's taxonomy places the organism in Eukaryota, Metazoa, Arthropoda, Insecta, Hymenoptera, Formicidae.